AUGGACGUUGAUGCUGCUGUUUGUAUUCAUAACUUGCUUUUUAUAAGUGUCUUAGCUGAAAAUGUUGGGUCAGUUCACAAUGCACAUGUUUUUCGGCUUUCUCCUGUCUACCAAUAUAUUCAAAGUCCACAAAUAUAUUUUCCUAAUAAUUCUCAUAUUAUUGGAGAUUCUGCCUAUAGUAUCCAUCCCCAUAUUAUGGUACCUUUUAAAGAUAACGGACAGUUGACGGAUAGACAAAAAAAUUUUAAAUUUUGCUUAUCUUCUGCGAGAAUGGCAAUUGAGAGAACAUUUGGCUUAUGGAAAGGACGAUGGAGAAGCAUUUUGGAUUGCCUAUCUAUGGUUACUCUAGAAAAAAUUCCCGAAAAUUUAAUAGUUACUUGUGUACUGCACAAUAUUUGUAUAUUAAAAGGCGAUUUGAUAGACUUUGAUGAAAUAUGUGAACAAGGUAGACAUGCACGUGGAACAUUGAUACCUUGUAGAAUGGAAGAUGGUAAUGCUAAACGGCAAACAAUUAUGAACAAUCUAAUUAUGAGAAACAAUUAA
Messenger RNA from Harpegnathos saltator (Jerdon's jumping ant), 543 nucleotides. RefSeq names its product protein ALP1-like. Bases 1 to 543 code for a protein of 180 amino acids. Lineage: Eukaryota; Metazoa; Arthropoda; Insecta; Hymenoptera; Formicidae. The transcript is spliced from 2 exons. The record is from RefSeq and is a predicted model, not a curated record.